AUCGCGCUCAGUUCAGGCUUCUGUCCCUCCUCGACCCAUCAGAUGUGAAUGUGAUAGCGGAUCAGUCCAGUGCGGAUGAACGAUGCUUUGAUUCUCAUUCAUGUCAACAACAAUCUGAAGAGCACCCAAACCGACGUCUCGCGCUUUCACAUGAACGGAAUAAAAUGCAGCCGGACGAUUCGCAGUAUUUGCAGCGGAAAUGUAGGAUUGGUGAUAUAGAUGUGCAUCCUACAGAAAAGGCUCUAGUGGUGUACUAUGAGGUGGAAGCAUCCAUUUUAGGAGAGUCAGGCAAUGCCAGGCAUGAGGAAAAGAAGGAAUGCCAGAAAAUCAUCCGGCUGAGGAGUCUGAAUGCCAGCACUGACAUUUCCUCCCUGGCCAGGAAGGUGGUGGAAGAGUGUAAAAUCAUUCAUCCAUCAAAACUGGCAGAAGUGGAGCAUCUGCUGCUGUAUUUACAGAACCGAAAGAAGCCCAGCAGUAAAUCAGAGAAGAAGGAAAAGAAACCGCUGAAACCCAGAGAACUACUGCCGUUUGAAGGAAUGGAAAUUGAUGAGGAGGCCAAUAUUAAUAAAAUCGAUGAUUACAUAGAGCUGUUGUAUGAGAACAUCCCUGAGAAGAUUAGAGGGUCCACUCUGAUCCUCCAUUUGGCCCGUAACCCUGAUAACCUGGAGGAGCUCCUGCAUAAUGAGACUGCACUUGGAGCUCUGGCCCGGGUACUGAGAGAGGACUGGAAACACAGUGUGGAGUUAGCAACUACUAUCAUCUACGUUUUUUUCUGCUUCUCAAGAUUGUAUCGCAUGCAUCAGUGUCUGGCUGAAUGUGCCAUUAGAGGUCAGAGGAGGACAGACCCUCACGACUCGUGUUCUUCCUGCAGUUUCUCUCAGUUCCACGGGCUCAUCACGCACUAUAAGAUCGGCGUGCUGUGCAUGAACAUCAUCGAGCAUGAGCUGAAGAAAUAUGACCUGUGGCAGGAUGAGUUAGAGAAGAAGAGCAAGGCUUGUGACGAAGACCCCGACAACCAGAGCUUACGGAAGGAGCAUGAGAAAACCCUAAAGAAAUACCAAAGCUUCCUCGUCAAACAGGAGCAGCUGCUGCGAGUUGCGUUCUACCUGCUGUUGAACCUGUCUGAGGACACCCGCACAGAGCUCAAGAUGAGGAACAAGAACAUUGUGCACCUGCUGGUCAAGUCUCUAGAGAGAGAGAACGAAGAGCUGCUGGUGCUGGUGGUCUCCUUCCUCAAAAAGCUCAGCAUCUUCUUGGAGAACAAGAACGACAUGGCCGAGAUGGACACUGUGGAGAAGCUAGCUCGUCUGGUUCCAUGUGAGCACGAAGACCUGAUGAACGUCACUCUGCGACUCCUUCACAACCUCUCCUUUGACACGGGCUUACGCACCAAGAUGGUGCAUGUGGGUUUGCUGCCCAAACUCACUGCUCUGCUGGGCGAUGACACGCACAAGCACAUAGCGAUGCGUAUCCUGUACCACAUCAGCGUUGAUGACAAAUCUAAAUCCAUGUUCGCGUAUACUGACUGCAUCCCUCAGCUCAUGCAAAUGCUCUUUGAACUUGGUGAAGAGAGAAUCGACACCGAGCUCAUUUCCUUCUGCAUCAACCUGGCUGCUAACAAGACUAAUGCUCAGAUAAUCUGUGAGGGUAAUGGAUUGAAGAUGCUGAUGAAAAGAGCACUCAAAAUGAAGGACCCACUGCUGAUGAAAAUGAUCAGGAACGUCUCACAACACGAUGGAACCUUGAAACAACUCUUCAUUGACUAUGUGGGUGAUCUGGCAGCUCAGAUCAAGCUGGAGGGCAAUGAAGAGUUUGUUAUUGAGUGCUUGGGUACAAUGGCAAACCUCACCAUACCUGACCUGGACUGGGAGCUCCUGCUGAAAGAAUACAACCUGGUGCCCUACCUAAAAGACCACCUCAAACCCGGUUCAGCAGAGGAUGACCUGAUCCUGGAGGUGGUGAUCAUGAUCGGUACAGUGUCAAUGGACGACUCCUGUGCAGUCAUGCUGGCAAAGUCCGGCAUCAUUCCUGCUCUUAUUGAGCUGCUAAAUGCCCAACAGGAAGAUGAUGAAUUUGUGUGUCAGAUCAUCUACGUCUUCUACCAGAUGGUUUUCCACCAGGCCACCAGAGAUGUCAUCAUUAAGGACACUCAGGCCCCAGCUUACCUCAUCGACCUAAUGCAUGACAAAAAUGUGGAGAUCCGACAGGUGUGUGACAACACUCUGGACAUUAUUGCCGAGUAUGAUGAAGAGUGGGGGAAGAAGAUCCAAAGUGAGAAGUUUCGCUGGCAUAACUCGCAGUGGCUGGAGAUGGUGGAAAGCAGACAGAUGGAGGAUGCAGAGCCAUACCUGUAUGGAGACGACCCGGACGCCCUAGAGCAGCCUGAUCUCUUCUACAGCACUGACGGUAUGAUGCCCCCUGAGCCCGGCCUCAGUCCAGACUUCUACAGCCAGUUCCACUCUCAGAAUGGAGACUUCAGCGCCUGUAAUGGAGCCGAAGCACGUCCUGCCACUGCCUACGGCUUUCGUCCUGAUGAGCCGUUCUUCCACGGGUACGGAUCCAGCAGAUAGAGUCACUGCAUAACAGUUUGCUACAAGACGAUUUUAAUCUCCUUGAAAACUCAAACGCUGUGAACCAACCAUCUCUUCCACAAAAUGUGAGCCCACCCUUGGAUUCAAAGGCAGAUUUAAUGACGAGACCCCCGUAAAAUGCUUGGUGAUGCUUUAUAACUUUAAAUGAUUAAUUAACAAGCAAAUCAGUAGUUCACGUUCAUUCAAAUAUGAAUAUAAAAUAUGUUAUAUAUUUUAUAUUCCCAUGUUUGGUUAUAAAUUGUUUUUUUUUUUCUGACUUUUUGAAUGUACACACAUCUGCUAAGCUUUAUUACAUUAUGUAAUGCUUUACAUUAUCUUAUACAAUGUAUUAAUAUUAUUUAUGAAAGAUAUAAAGCGCUGUAGUUCAGUGGGCAUAAUUUGGGUUCAAAACUUUUUGAUCUUUAGAGAGAGAGAGAGACAUACAGGUAAAGUAUAAUGUGCUGCAUGCGCUACAUACCACCAAUGAAACAACUGACUUACUAAUGACAAAGUUACAGUUUAGCUUCAGAAUAGUCUUCAUUUAUUUAUACAUUUUAUUUUUGUUUUUUAGGUUUUGGAGAGUGCACUUUAAUAUUAAGUAUAAUCACUGAACUGGAUUAAAUCUGUUCUUCAUAUUUAAAUAAUUAUCAGCUAAAAUGUUAUUGACUAUUUUAUCUUUACAUGAUAUUAUAAUGUACUUUCGGCCAGUAAAUGGAUUAUUAUAUAGCCAGUUUUCAUUAACCCAAUGACCAUAAACUGCAUUUACAGCUUCAUAAAGAUGUAGCAUCACUCACUAUCUUGCACUACUUGUCUUAUAACAAAACUAUACGCUGUGUCUGUCAGAUAGCAUAUAUUAGUAGACAUUCCUCUUAGAGAUAUUUAUGAAUUAACUACCUAACCAUGUCCAGGAUUCAUUGCUGUGAAAAGAGUCUUACAACACUAUAAGUAAGGUGCUAAAUGCUGCCUCUGUUACAAUUUUAUGUAAUUGUUUUUACUUGAUUAUCAUGUUUCUGAUUGAGCUGUAGCAUGUGUCUGUUCAUUUUUAAGUCUUAUUUUAGAGUACUGUAAUUUAGUUUUAAUUUAUCACAAUGAAUUCAGGACCGCUCUGUAUUUCCAGACACAAAACGUGCCUCGUAACAUCUUGGCCUUUGCUGCUAUAAUGAUCCUGUGAAUUGUCCUUAACUGCAAACAGAAGAAAUAAAACAAUGCACUAA
Molecule: messenger RNA, 3784 nt
Organism: Ctenopharyngodon idella (grass carp)
Lineage: Eukaryota; Metazoa; Chordata; Actinopteri; Cypriniformes; Xenocyprididae
Product: kinesin-associated protein 3-like
Exons: 20
Coding region: 165-2570 (801 amino acids)
Biological process (GO): cilium organization; microtubule-based movement
Cellular component (GO): ciliary transition zone; kinesin II complex; axoneme
Molecular function (GO): kinesin binding
Source: RefSeq, a predicted model, not a curated record